ACGUUCCCGCCAAAUCUCCCCCCCGCCGGAGCAUUUACCCGGGAAAAUUCCCCGUUCGGUUCCCGCCAUUCUUUCCGGCUAUAAGCUCUCUCUCCCCUCUCCCCACACACCCCCCCCCCCACAUUCUUCUGUAAAUGCGAAGUUAAAUUAACCCGUCGGAAAAGCAUCUCCCCUCUCUCUUUUCCCGUGUCUCACUAUUUGCUUCUGCACAGGCGGAGCAAUGGCACCAGCUCGCCGCCACAUCAAUGGCAGAUCGCCGCUGGUCAACAAGCAGAGCCAGAUCACCACCUUCUUUUCCAAAUCCUCCUCCCCCCCUUCUCCACCUCUCACCAAGCAAAGCCCUAAACUUGCCCCCGCUAACCCUAGCCCUAACGAGAAACCCGACUCCAGUCCCAGCCACAGCCCCACCACUCCUUCCCCUCUCCAGUCCAAACUCAACAAGCCUAAGCCCGUCCUUGUCAUCCCCUCGGCUCCGGUGAAGGCCGCUGCCGCCAAAUCAUACCGCGGCGAGGUAGUUGGUAAGAGGAUCAAGGUCUACUGGCCACUGGACGAGGCCUGGUACGAGGGCUGUGUUAAGUCCUUUGAUGGGAAGAGCAAGAAGCAUCUGAUUCAGUAUGAUGAUGCCGAGGAGGAGCUGCUGGAUUUGGGAAAGGAGAAGACUGAGUGGAUCGAGGAGAGCCCGAGGCAGUUCAAGCGGCUGAGGCGUGGUGGCGGUGGUGCGGCUCUGGAGAAGGCAGUCGUAGCAGUGGUAGAGGAUGUUGAGAGCGACGGCAGUGGUGACAAUGCCGGCGCAGGUGAUGAUGAUUCGAGCGAUGAAGAGUGGCAGAUUAAAAAUGGGGAGAAGGAAGUUGAGGAGGACAUGGACAUGGACCUGGUGGAUGAGGAUGAAGAAGAUGACGAUAAUGGUGACGACGACGACGGCGGCAAUGAUGAUGAUGCCGGUAAGAGGUCUGGUGGGAAAUCUGGGGGAAAGCAAGUGUCCAGGAAGAGGAAGGCGUGUAUCGGAGGAAAAGAGUUGGUGCUGGGGAAGAAGAGUAAGAGUGGUGCUGGAGGUCUCGGCAAGGAGGGGUGUAAAGUUUCUUCAGCUGAGACCGGGAAUAAUAUCUCGGAAUCUGAAGGUAAGAAGACAUCUAAUGGUCUGGCUUCUUCUUUGCCACCUGAUGUUUCUGAAAGAUUUGGUUUGCGGGAGGCUGAGAAGCUCAAAUUUCUUGGACCGGCACGUAGAGAUGCAAAGAAAAGACGGCCUGGAGAUGUAGAUUAUGAUCCUAAAACUCUCUACUUGCCUCCUGAUUUCCUCAAAAGUUUAUCUGGUGGACAGAGACAAUGGUGGGAAUUUAAGUCAAAGCACAUGGACAAAGUCUUAUUUUUUAAGAUGGGAAAAUUCUAUGAACUUUUUGAAAUGGACGCACAUGUAGGAGCCAGGGAACUGGAUUUACAGUAUAUGAAGGGAGAACAACCCCAUUGUGGAUUCCCAGAAAGAAACUUCUCAAUGAAUGUGGAAAAAUUGGCGAGAAAGGGCUAUAGAGUUCUUGUUGUAGAGCAGACAGAAACACCUGAACAGCUGGAGAUUCGCCGUAAAGAGAAGGGUUCUAAAGAUAAGGUUGUGAAGCGUGAAAUUUGUGGAGUAACUACAAAAGGAACUCUAACUGAGGGAGAAUUGCUAUCGGCGAACCCAGAAGCUUCUUAUCUAAUGUCAGUGACGGAAAGCAGUCAUACUUAUCCAGGACAAAAGGCAGAACAAAUUCUAGGCAUAUGUUUGGUUGAUGUUGCUACAAGCAAAAUUGUUCUUGGACAGAUCACAGAUGAUUUAGAUAGGAGUGCCCUGUGCUGUCUGUUGACUGAGGUUCGUCCAGUAGAAAUCAUUAAACCUUUUAAAGCAUUAAGUGCUGAAACUGAGAGAGUGCUGCUGACUCAUACAAGAGCUCCUUUAGUGAAUGAAUUGGUCCCAGGAUCGGAAUUUUGGGAUUCACGGAGAACUAUUUCUGAACUUAAGGCCAUCUACAAGCGAGUCAGUAAUAUGCCAGAUUCUGCAUGUUCAGAUGAAGCAGACAAACUUGCAGGAACUUCUUAUGUUGAAGACAAAGAUGAGUCCUCAUUGCCUGAAACUGUAUCUAAGCUGGUGAAUUCUGGUGAGAAUGGCAGCUUUGCAUUAUCAGCUUUAGGAGGCGCCAUCUACUACCUGAGACAAGCUUUUCUGGACGAAACAUUGCUUAGAUUUGCAAAGUUUGAGUCACUGCCAUGUUCAAGAUUUACCGAUCUUGCUCAAAACCAUCUGGUUCUUGAUGCCGCUGCCCUUGAAAACCUUGAGAUCUUUGAGAAUAGCAGAAAUGGUGGCUCCUCAGGGACGCUUUAUGCACAACUGAACCAUUGUGUCACCGCAUGUGGGAAGAGGAUGCUCAAGACAUGGCUAGCUAGACCUUUAUACAAUCGGGAAGCGAUAAAGGAACGGCAGGAUGCUAUAGCAGACCUAAGAGGAGAAAGCCUCUCUUCUGUGCUAGAAUUUCGAAGGGCACUCUCAAAGAUUCCUGACAUGGAGCGUUUGCUGGCCCGCAUUUUCGCUAGCAGUGAAGCAUGUGGGAGGAAUGCAAAUAAAGUAAUUCUGUAUGAGGAUGCUGCAAAGAAGCGGCUCAUUGAAUUCAUAUCAACUCUGCGUGGUUGUGAAGUAUUGGCUCAAGCAUGUUCUUCUGUUAGAGCCAUUCUGGAAAAUGUUGAGUCUGGACGACUACAUUAUUUACUAACACCUGGUAGGGGUCUUCCUGAUGUCGAUUCAAUCCUGAGACAUUUUAAAGACGCCUUUGACUGGGUCGAAGCCAAUAAGUCAGGACGCAUCAUACCUCAUGAAGGAGUUGAUGUGGAGUAUGACUCUGCCUGCAACACGAUUAAGGAAAUUGAGUCUAAAUUGACAAAGCACCUAAAGGAGCAGAGGAAAUUACUUGGAGAUACGUCUAUCACCUAUGUCUCGGUUGGAAAAGAGGCCCACCUGCUAGAAGUGCCUGAAAGUUUGCGUGGAAGUAUUCCCCGCGAUUAUGAGCUACGUUCAUCUAAAAAGGGUUUCUUCAGGUAUUGGAAUCCCACUAUCAAGAAGCUUCUAAGUGAGCUCUCACAAGCUGAAUCUGAAAAGGAGUCUGCACUGAAAAGCAUCUUACAUAGACUGAUCCAGCGAUUCUGUGAACAUCACAAUAAGUGGAGGCAACUUGUCUCUGCAACUGCAGAGCUAGAUGUGUUGAUCAGCUUAGCAAUUGCAAGUGACUACUUCGAGGGACCAACAUGCCGUCCAGCUUUUACAAGCCCGUCUUGUCCUACUGAAGGGCCACUCUUAUCUACGAAGAGCCUCGGCCAUCCCGUUCUAAGAAGUGAUUCCUUGGGAAAGGGCACAUUUGUGCCCAAUGACAUCGAUAUAGGUGGUACAAAUGCAAUGUUUAUCCUUCUUUCGGGUCCUAAUAUGGGUGGAAAGUCAACUCUCCUUCGCCAAGUUUGUUUGUCUGUGAUUCUUGCACAGAUAGGGGCAAACGUGCCUGCAGAAAGUUUUGUGCUGUCUCCUGUAGACAGAAUUUUCGUCCGAAUGGGGGCCAAGGAUCAUAUUAUGGCGGGGCAAAGCACAUUUUUAACUGAGCUGUCUGAAACUGCAUUAAUGCUGACAUCGGCUACUCGGAACUCAUUUGUAGCGUUAGACGAACUAGGGCGUGGGACAGCGACUUCAGAUGGACAAGCCAUAGCGGAAUCUGUCCUGGAGCAUUUCGUUCACAAGGUGCAGUGCCGUGGAAUGUUUUCUACCCAUUAUCAUCGUCUAGCUGUCAACUAUAAGGAUGAUCCAGGAGUUUCUCUACGUCACAUGGCAUGUCAAGUCGGAGAUGGAGCUGAUGGCAUGGAAGAAGUUACAUUCCUCUAUAGGUUGACGCCCGGUGCAUGCCCUAAAAGCUACGGUGUCAAUGUUGCUCGCCUCGCUGGGCUCCCUGAACUGGUCCUUCGAAAAGCGGCUCUCAAGUCCAUCGAGUUUGAGGAUUCCUAUGGUGUGCGAGGAAAUGGUCAUGGUGGAGAUUCCUGUUCUUGUUAUUCCAAUGAUGAGACAGUAUUUAUCCAGAAGUUGACGAGGGUUUUAGCAAACACGAGCCGCUGUGGUUUACCCCAAGGUGCGGGGCUUGGCUAUCUUAUUGAACUUCAGCACAAUGCACGGAUGCUUCUGCAGAAAAACUGACCUAUUAAUUCAGUUUGGAUCAGCAAAAACUGGUCCAUGUCUUACCGAAUUUGGGAAAACGACUAACAAGUAUGAUGCUGUUAGGUGGAUUGAUGUUUCCACUUGUAAAUUAGCGCCCCCUUAGAUUUUAGAUAAUUGCGAAUUAGGCAGCUUGCCUACUUAAGUCGGGUUUCGGGAACUUGUGACCGGAGGUAGUUCGGGCUAAGAUUUUUUGUACAGUUCAAGUUGGAGUUUGAAGUUUGGUGUAUCGUCUGAGAACGGAAAGUAAAGGAGGGCAGAGGCCUUACUGUUACAUUUUGUCCUAAUAGAGGCUCGCAUCAACCAGUUCACGGAAA
Molecule: messenger RNA, 4530 nt
Organism: Punica granatum (pomegranate)
Lineage: Eukaryota; Viridiplantae; Streptophyta; Magnoliopsida; Myrtales; Lythraceae
Source: RefSeq, a predicted model, not a curated record